GUUUUGUUGAAUCGCACGUCUCAGCGUUAGACGUGGCACUGCGUGACGUCAUCAGCGCGCGGCCGUGUCCCACUGUGUACUCGCACUUCAUCGGCUCCGCUUUUAACAUUUACACUCGGUUUGAUCGCGUCAGCAGGACAGAGUGAAGAUGAUGGAAGAGAGCGGCAUAGAGAGCACCCCGCCGGCCACCCCUCCACCGCCUCCACCCGCCACAGCGACCGCCAGCGGUGUCUCCGGUCCUCAGACUCUCUCCGGCCCCCCCGGCGUCUCCGCUUUUGCCCCGGGGGGGUUUUCUAGUCCCGUUCCUCCAGUGGCUCUGACCUCCACGCUGCCGCCCAUCCAUUCGUCCACUCCUCCUCUCUCUCUCAGCUCAAUGUCGUCUCCUAUGAGUCUGAGCGGCCCGUACGGCGGUCCUGCCGCUCCGUUCGCCUCCCCACCUCCCGGUCCCCCGCUCGGCGUCGCUCCCUCUCUGGGCCCCGUCCUCUCUGCCCCCCCCAUGGGCCCGCCCACCACUGGCUUCUCUGUGAGCGCAGGAUAUGACAUCACCCGUGGCCACGCGGGCCGCACCCCUCAGACGCCGCUGAUGCCCAGUUUCUCCAGCGCCUCACCCAUGCCAGGGAUUGUCACCAAUCCCAUGAUGCAGCAGCCGGUGUCUGGAGGGUUAGACGUCAGCUCGCCCAUCACGUUUCCUGAGGACACCGAAGAUCCCAGAGUGACUCCGGACGGCAGCUCACCUGGUGGAUUAUGGGGCUUCAUCAAGGGUGUAGCUGGGAACCCCAUGGUCAAGACAGUCCUGGAUAAAACCAAACACUCUGUGGAGUCCAUGAUAACCACACUGGACCCUGGGAUGGCACCGUACAUCAAGUCUGGAGGAGACGUGGACAUCGUCGUGACGUCAGAUAAGGAGGUUAAGGUGGCAGCGGUGCGGGACGCGUUUCAGGAGGUGUUUGGUUUGGCCAUGGUGACGGGAGAGGCCGGUCAGUCCAACAUCGCCCCGCAGCCGGUGGGAUACGCCGCAGGGGUCAAGGGUGCUCAGGAGCGCAUUGACAGUCUGCGUCGUGCCGCCGUCAUUCAUGAGAAACAACCUGUGGUCUCGGUGGAAAACUUCAUCGCAGAACUCUUCCCAGACAAGUGGUUUGACAUCGGCUGUCUGAUCUUGGAUGAUCCAGGAAACGGGAUUCACAUCGAGGCGUUCACUCAGGCCACACCUGUGGCGCUGGAGCAUGUACAGCAGGCGCAGUCGCUGACUCCUCCAGACUACAACCUGCGCUGGUCCGGUCUGCUGGUGACGGUCGGGGAAGUUCUGGAGAGAAACGUGCCCAACGUCAGCCGCACAGACUGGCACCAGGCCUUCACCGGCAUGUCCCGCCGACAGAUGAUCUACUCUGCUGCCAAGGCUCUGGCCGGCAUGUACAAACUGCGUUUGCCUUCCAGGACAGUGUGAGCGUCACGUGCCGUCACGUUAUACGGACGCCCAGCUUCCCAGAAUCACACAGGACUCCACAUUCCAUCCGCAGACAUCCUGUGUCCUUUUUGGUCACGUCCCAUAACAAGACUGAGCCGACUCUAAAUGCCAAAUGAAGUAGAACCGUUUCUGCAUCAGGUCUGAAGUGAAACAGUUACAGGGCAGAAUAACUAACACCUAACUUUUAAAUUAUUGAUUGAAUUGACUAUUGUGUCCUUGACAUUAUAUUUGAGUUUGAUUGAUAUUAAUAAUUGACAGCGCCCAGUCUUUAUGAUGGGAAUGAAAUCACGAAUGCAUCUCAUGUCCUACAGCACAACUCCUUAAAAUGAUCAGAUCUCUCCAAGAUUUAUAAUGCCUGUGUUUACAUUUACAAUCAGAUGCUUUGAAUUGCAGAUUUUUAAAUUGUAUUGUUGAAGUUCGUAUCAAUAUUGUGAAUAUAUAAUUCUGGAUUGCGGUUUUGGAUCUCGUUUUAUAGGGUUUUCUUUUCAGCUUAAUCGGCAAACGACGUUUCAACAUUGUGUUUUUCUUCACGUCCGUCGGUCCGUGUUAGUCAGCGUUUACUGCGGUCAGAUGAAAUCAGAUCACCAGCUCUGCUGCAUAUAUAAACAAACCAGUUACUGUAGAUGUUGUUACAUAAUACUGCCUGACAUCGAUAUUGUCUGAAAUACUGCAGAUGAGCGUUAGAGAUGACGUGCAGCGGGAUCCUCGGCUCAGAGCGACACGGGACGCGGCCGCCUGAGCAUGACCUCUGAGUGACGGCCGACGCGUAGCACACGAUGACAUGCGGCGUGUUUGCUGUCUGUGAGAAAUCUAGAACUGCCUUUAAAGUGUCUUUAUAUGUUUGUAAUAUUUCUCCAGAACAGCUGUGGAUGAUUUUAUUCCAUAGCAUUUUACAAACGUGCCUUUGACCAGCAAAUGAGUAAAAUCUUUUUGUAAAGCA
This is a messenger RNA of Labeo rohita (rohu), 2405 nucleotides long. RefSeq names its product proline-rich coiled-coil 1 (gene prrc1). Bases 149 to 1444 code for a protein of 431 amino acids. The transcript has 9 exons. Gene Ontology annotation, molecular function: protein kinase A regulatory subunit binding. NCBI's taxonomy places the organism in Eukaryota, Metazoa, Chordata, Actinopteri, Cypriniformes, Cyprinidae. The record is from RefSeq and is a predicted model, not a curated record. Gene Ontology annotation, biological process: activation of protein kinase A activity. Gene Ontology annotation, cellular component: cytoplasm.